GUGCAGCACAUCAUAACUCCCUUUUCUUUGGCAUUGCUCCUAACUCCCUCAGUUGGGGCUUGAUACUCCCAACUCUCGAAUCUUCUUCCUAAUCGAAUGGCGGGGGCUGCGACAGUAUCGCCCUACAUCAGCCUCACAUGUACCAAUCUUCGCAACACCAUCUCACCCUCUCGGCCUCUCUCGUUCCCUCCUCAAUCACUAGUUCUUCGUCACCACUUCUUCAGAACCAGGUUCAAUGGAAACUCGAGGCUUAUCAGCACUCAUCGCUCAAAGGGUUCGAUUGGUGAAGAAGAAUUGGAGGAAAUUGAUGAAGCUUUCUCGUAUAAUAAUGACAAUGUGAUCGGCGAAGAAGAAGAAGAGAGCGAUGAAGAUGAUGAUACGGAGAGCAGUCUCGAUUUGCUAUUCAGGUUUCUCCAAAGCAUGUUUAAGAAGCUCUCCAAGCGUGUUCGAAAGGCCUCUCGUUCUGUCUUGCCUGCUGUCAUUCCUCCUCAGCUGGUCUCUUUUGCAGUUGACGGGGUACUUCUUUUGGCUUCACUUUCUAUCCUGAAGGCCCUUCUUGAGGUGGCGUGCACCAUCGGAGGCACUGUAUUUGUGGUAAUCCUACUCCUACGUGUGAUUUGGGCUGCUAUGGCCUACUUUCAAUUGAGUGGGAAUAAUUUCAACCCAAAUGGAACUUCCUAUGGAAGAACACAACCAGUAACUUAACUCUCUGGAGCUUUCUCCAUUCAUCUUUACAAUUGUGUAGUAGCUUUUUGAAACACUACUAUUACUACUUUGAGCUUGUAUAGUGUUGUAAAUUUUGAGUGAUGACAUUCUUUAGCUUGCAUGCUAGCUUCGUGAUAUUAAGGAUUUUACAUCCGAAUAAGAAUGGCAUUAGUUUUUUUUUUUUAA
Messenger RNA from Camellia sinensis, 891 nucleotides. RefSeq names its product short hypocotyl in white light1 (gene SHW1). Gene Ontology annotation, biological process: negative regulation of photomorphogenesis; regulation of abscisic acid-activated signaling pathway. NCBI's taxonomy places the organism in Eukaryota, Viridiplantae, Streptophyta, Magnoliopsida, Ericales, Theaceae. The record is from RefSeq and is a predicted model, not a curated record.